UCUUCCGCCAUUAUAUAGCGCCGUGGCGGCCUGUCCGCUAUUCUCCGGUGAGAUUGUGCUACACGACGCUUACCGACGCUCGGCGUCGUUGAGCGAGCGAGUAAACGGAGGAGCGAGCGAGUUUGAGCGAGUGAAUCAAAGUAAUAGUCGCGAAUCAUCCGCGAAUCCGGUAUUGAUCUUGGUGUCGAGUAGUUUUUCCGAGUGCAGUUGAUCGCGCGCGUGUCGGAUUGUGACCGAGCUUGGAGCGGGUCGGAGCACGCUACUGUCGAGGAAAGGAGGACGCCGGUGAAUAUGGAGAAUAGACCGGCGCCGCUGCGCUCGCGGCGCGUAUGCCGAUUCUGCUUGACGGAAUCGGAACCGUUGAGCUUCAUCUACGAGCGCGAUCAUACUAAGCCGUUCCAGGUGCCGCUCACGCUGCAGAUCAUGUCGUGCGUCGCCAUCGAGGUAUACGCGGCGGACGGAAUGCCACAAAUGAUCUGCAACAUGUGUCGCUGGAACCUGGAUCGUUCGUACAAAUUUAAGAUGCAAUGCAAGAAGGCAGACGAGGCAUUGAGGGACUAUCCUCUAUCCGGAGUGCUACCUAGACCUUUCCCGCCAAUUUCGAAUGAACCACCAGCGGAUAUUGGCAACAAAAGAUCUGCCGAAUCCAAACUGCAAAACGAAACGAACAAGAAGCUACGUACCGAUAACGAUAAUAGAGAAAGUAGAGAGAGACGCGAAACCAGAGAAAGAGAACGAGAAAGGGAGAGACAAAGUGAGAAGCAACGGGAUAAGUCCAGUGAUUAUUAUGAAGAGGACCAAGAAGAAGACGGAGGCAGCGAGGGUGAACAGGAAGUAUCCGUUAAGGAAGAAAGGAAGCUGGAACCCGGAGAGAUCAGAGUGCACGCUUGCGAUCAGUGCGAUCGUACAUUCCCUCUGCGUCAAGCACUGAUGCUGCACAUCGUGCGUGCACAUCGUGACCGUAACUUCAAAUGCAGUGAAUGCGAGCGACAGUUCUUCUCUAAAUAUGAUCUCAAUAAACAUAUGAGCACACAUUCGGAGGAGAAGCCAUAUUCGUGCACGAUUUGCCAAAAGCAAUUUUCGCGUUUAAAUCUGCUGCAGCGACACGAAAAGGUGCACCGCGACGAACUACGCUAUUCUUGCCAGCACUGCGACCGUGAAUUUUUCACUUCAGAGGACCUCGAGAAGCACGAGGAUGCGAUGCACAAGAAAGAUAAACCGUUUGAAUGCAACAUCUGCAACAAGCGCUUCCAAUACAAGCAAGGCUUGGAGCGUCACGAAAUGAUGCACAGUGAAGAGAAAACGUACGCAUGCGAUUAUUGCAAAGAGGCCUUUCAUACUAGCACCAAGUUAGCUCGGCAUCUGUCCACGCAUGCCGGACAUCGGCCGUUCAUGUGCAAACUAUGCCCGCGCACGUUCCUAUUGUCGCAUCAUUUGACCAGGCAUAUGCGCACUCAUUCCGUGGAGAAACGCCAUGUGUGUGAGGAUUGCGGCAAGGCGUUCAAACGCAAAGAGAGCCUGGAAGUUCAUCAGCUGACGCACACGAAACGCGGAAUGGGUUUAACUUGUGACGUUUGCCAAGAGUCUUGUCGUAACCGUGCUGACUACGUCACUCACAUCAAACAACACAUCGAGGCGGGCGAAAAGAUGGGUCCGGACGGUUUGCAGCCUGAAAACAAAGCCAAGACUCUCGAACUAGAUUCCGAGGAGGAGGAGGAAGAAGAAGAUCAGUAUUCGGAUAACGAUGAUGAUUACAUGCCCCCGCCGUACAUUGUGAAGAAGCUGCCGAAGUCACCGAGGGCUCGAGAAUCGCAACAACAACAACAACAACAACAACAACAGCAGCAGCAGCAACAACAACAACAACAACAAGGCUCCGAGAGCGAAGAAGAAGAAGAUGACGAUGAUGACGAAAGAGAGGAAAGAGAAGAUAAGAGAGAAGAAAGGCAAGAGAAGGAAGAACGCAAAGAGCAGGUAGUGUAUGUGCGCGGCAAAGAUGGCACUAUGUUGAAGAAAACUCUAAAGACGCUAAUGCCGAUUCAGCGUCGUGACGUUCAGGAGCAAAAAGUCACUAGACAAACCACGCCUACCGGUUCCUCUUCUCAGACUAGUUCGAAAGGUUCUUCAUCGUCGCAAGUCAAGGAAGAUAGUCCCAAAACCACUCGUGUGGACGAUACCGAGGCGCAGGUGCAGAAGAUUGUCGCCUCGGUGUUCAAGGAGCAUAAGAUUCCUCUGAAGCAUCAGAGUCCCGGCCAGGAUCAGUCCAAGGAAUCAGCAACGCCGGUAACAAAGUCACAGAGCUCUCAAGAAACUCGCAAAGACGGCGACAAGGCGGAGACCAGCACUCCCAAGUCAGUCAACACUGUCAAGGUAAUCAAAAGGAUCGUGUUGAGGAAAUCGGCUGGAGGAGGAACCAAUAACGAAGGAACGCCAGUCAGCACUCCUAUUUCCAAAGACGGAGACGCUGCGAGCGAAACUCCAGGCUCGCACAAGGUCAGGCGUGUGAUAGUACGCAGAAUUAUUCGACAAGGCGACACCACUCGAGAGGUCAUCAUGAAUCCGGAUGGCACCGCGAUAGAUCCUGCGGAAUUGGCGAAAUUGCCGACCGGCAAUGUAGUGAAGCGAGUAGUGGUGAAGCGACCGUUGGAUAAGAGUCAAAAUUUGGUGCAGACGGUGCUGCAGUCAGCGGAACAACGUCAGAAAGCAGGUGACGUCACUGCAAAUGAGAAAUUCGAGCUGAAGACCUCGGCAUCGUCCAGCAGCGGAGUAAGCAGCACGCCGAAGAGCACAGUCGCGCCGCAGAAGACGCAGGUGGUCACCCAGGGUCAGGAUCAGGAGACCAAGGAAAAAUUGGAGCAGCUAGAGAAACGCGUUGAGCAGCAAAGACUGAAGAUCGAGGAAUUACAAGCGAGGAAGGCGCAGCAAGAUUACGAAGUGAUUGAUGAGAUGCUGCCGGAUCGGCACGACGAAUCCGAGGACGAGCAGCAAUUGCCGCUGAAAAGAGUGUUUGUCAAGCGAAAGCAAAGUAUCUACGACGAAGAACGCGAGUACAAUGACGAUGCGGAAAUAAAGCCCAGUCCGAACGAAGAAGAAAAGGACGAAGUCGAACAAGUUACGAAGGAAAAGACCGUAGAUGAUAUCGUUGAGGAAACACUGGAGAACGUUCAGAAGGAAAUCCAGAAUGCACCGAAAACGACGACUAGCGCCAAUAGCACCACUGCUAUAAACAGCACACCGGAACCGAAGAAGGGUCCGAUGAUUUCCAGCAACAAAGUAUACACGAACAAACGCUAUAUGAUCGUGAAGACCGAGGACACGUCGGAAGUGGAAGAGAUGAGCCGCGAACUGUGCAGCAUUCUCGAGACUACCGAUAACGUGGUGAAAAUGCAAGAGACGGUAUUGAGUAAUCUAACGCAAAUAUCCGGCAUCGCGACGUCAUCGACGCCUGACGUGGACGCGGAGAAUGCGCCAUUGAAACAGGAUACGAACUCAAUGGAGGUCGACGAGCAGAUAAAUCAGGAAUGCGUGAUGCAGAUGGAUUGCGACAUAGAGGCCGUAAAGGACGAAACAGCAAUGGAGGUGGAGGUCGCGCAGGAAGCGGAGAUUAAGCUGGACCCCGUGAAAGAAUCUGUGCAGAUAACAGAAAUGAAGGAUGAAAAUCAGGAGCAUACCGGUACGCUGACGCUAGAUACUCAGGAUCUCUCCGAGACUGCAUCGAUCUUUGAAACGUCAGACGACGUGCUGGAGGUGCAAAAAUCGAGCAGCGCAAACUUGGACGAAUCCGUCAUCGAAUUAUCACAAAACAACGACACCAUCAACCUGAAUGAUACCAAUGACAGCCAGGACAGCUUGGAGGACAAGCUCUCACAGAUGGAGGGUUGAAGGAGACUCGAUCUUCCAUUUCUUCUUGAUUAUUGAAGAAUAUCCCAAAUAUGGAAACGGUGCGCCAAGUAAAAUUAUAUUUCUAAUUUACUGAACAAAUUUCGAGAAUUUUCGUUCGAUUGGUAAUUAGUUCUGGUAUUGGAAUCAGCAAUAAUUUCGUUAUUUAUUUCAGACGGAUAAUAUAUUGGAUAAUAUUAUUAUUUGUAUAAUUGAUGAAAUUGAUAGA
Messenger RNA from Linepithema humile (Argentine ant), 4108 nucleotides. RefSeq lists its product as uncharacterized. Gene Ontology annotation, cellular component: nucleus. NCBI's taxonomy places the organism in Eukaryota, Metazoa, Arthropoda, Insecta, Hymenoptera, Formicidae. Gene Ontology annotation, biological process: regulation of transcription by RNA polymerase II. The record is from RefSeq and is a predicted model, not a curated record. Gene Ontology annotation, molecular function: zinc ion binding; DNA-binding transcription factor activity, RNA polymerase II-specific.